Molecule: messenger RNA, 672 nt
Organism: Colletotrichum graminicola M1.001
Lineage: Eukaryota; Fungi; Ascomycota; Sordariomycetes; Glomerellales; Glomerellaceae
Exons: 1
Coding region: 1-672 (223 amino acids)
Source: RefSeq, a predicted model, not a curated record
AUGGCCGCCGAAGAUACCGGACCAGCAGACUACGCCUUGCUUCAAUCCUUGUUUGUCAGCCCAGAUAUUCACUAUCCCGGGAACCUAAAAUGCAUUGCCAGAGUGUUGCUGCAGCCAACAUGUAUCUCGUGCACCUUUGACCUAGCCGACCCUGCAGGCUCACACUCGCUCGUUAUUCCGGACCCAAUGUUUCCUUCCGAUCAUGACAUUCAAGCAACCGCCGCAGAAGAAAUCAUCGAGAGCGUCGUAGGAACCUAUCAUCAGGGAGAGGUCUUGAAGCUGGCGCUAGAAUCGAGUUUUACCAAUAUCCGGUUCCUGCAAGUAGCUCCCAAGAUCGACCUCCCAUCGCUGAGGAGCGAUCCAAGGCAGGACCUGAAAACAUUGGCCCGUAUCGUGGGGGAAGCAAAGCUCCACGGCUUCUUUUGUAGGCCGAGCACUUUGCCUCUAGAGCCCGUCGACGAUAGGAAAGAUGAAGGACUUGUGAUGCCUUCUUCCGCCGUGCACUUCCACGGUCAACUUACCCAGGGUGUCGAGCCCGACGACCUUGACUUUUCCGAGGAAGAUUUGUUGUACGUUGCCGAGCCAUUGUACGAUGAGUCGGCCGAUGACGAUCUCAAAGAUCUGAUUAAUCAGGAAAUCGACUCCACUAUGGCAAGUACCCCCUCAUGGUAG